Messenger RNA from Cynoglossus semilaevis (tongue sole), 612 nucleotides. It is a transcript of the gene trappc2l, whose product is annotated as trafficking protein particle complex subunit 2L. NCBI's taxonomy places the organism in Eukaryota, Metazoa, Chordata, Actinopteri, Pleuronectiformes, Cynoglossidae. Bases 78 to 497 code for a protein of 139 amino acids. The record is from RefSeq and is a predicted model, not a curated record. The transcript has 5 exons. Gene Ontology annotation, biological process: endoplasmic reticulum to Golgi vesicle-mediated transport.
UUCUAUUUUCCAACCGCGCUGAAUGCAGCGUAUCACGUGACGCUAGCUGAACCCACAGUGGAGGUACGUCAACAAACAUGGCGGUGUGUAUAGCUGUCAUCGCUAAGGAGAACUACCCGCUGUAUAUCCGUAAUGUUCCCACACAAAAUGAGCUUAAGUUUCACUACACAGUGCACACUUCACUGGAUGUGGUAGAGGAGAAGAUUUCAGCUGUGGGUAAAUCCCUGGCAGACCAGAGAGAGCUGUACCUGGGUCUGUUGUAUCCGACGGAAGACUACAAAGUAUAUGGUUAUGUGACCAAUUCCAAGGUGAAAUUUGUCAUUGUUGUGGAUUCUUCAAACACAUCGUUGCGGGACAAUGAAAUCAGAAGCAUGUUCAGAAAAUUGCACAACUCCUUUACUGAUGUCAUGUGCAACCCAUUCCACAACCCUGGAGACCAAAUCCAGUCUAAGGCCUUUGAUGGAAUCGUAUCAGGGAUGAUGAUGCAAACCGGCUGAUGUCAAGAUCAAAUUACUUGUCGUUAUUCUGUAUUGCUUUUGUUCAAGUGUUACGUUUCAUUUUUGAAAGAAUUACUGUAAUAAAACUUGCUCAGCACUACAUGUGUCCAUUAAG